Antechinus flavipes (yellow-footed antechinus) is the source of this 1431-nucleotide messenger RNA. RefSeq names its product C2 calcium-dependent domain-containing protein 4A-like. Lineage: Eukaryota; Metazoa; Chordata; Mammalia; Dasyuromorphia; Dasyuridae. The coding region runs from base 167 to 1327 and encodes 386 amino acids. The record is from RefSeq and is a predicted model, not a curated record. The transcript is spliced from 2 exons.
CUGCUGAUAAUUUCUAACAGCAUUUGAACAGAUCUGUGUCACCUCAGACACCACUGCAGGCAGCCAUAAUCUGCAAACGUGGAGACUCAGAAAAGAAUAAUCAGUGAAUUCUAGAUAGAUUAGCUUGAUCCAAGAAACCCCCUCACACGCGAGUACUACUACUCUAAUGUGGUGCCUGGAGCGGCUCCUACGAGUGCGGACACGCCCAGCGGCCACCUCUGCCUUUGCUCCUUCCACCUUUACCAAUGUUCUCACCCCAGACAGCAUCCCAGAGUUCUGCAUCCCGCCCAGGCUCUUGCCCAGUCCUUUCCUACGCCCUACCCGAGAUCAGCGGCAGGAGAAAGAGCUGCGGCCAGAUCUUGUGGGAGCCAGGGAGGACCCGGACCUCACCGACUGGGACCCGCGCUCGCAGGCUGCCCUCUCGCUGCAGCACCUGCCUCGCAGGUCAACUUCGUACGGCUUCUGCGCGCUUCUGGAGAGUCCGAAUACCCGCCGUAAGGAGUCCCUUUUUUUCGGGGGCUCUGCAGCUGCUGCCGCCCUUCUUCUCCAGCCCCCGUCCCGGCAGUUGCUGCGACCUCGGGCUCAUACCUACUGCAGUAGCGGUGGCACCUGCAACCCACGAGGGCCGAGUGUUUCAUCCGACACUACCGACAUCGCCUCUUCCUCCCUCUGCUCUGCCAGCUCGUCUCCCUGCGAUGCCCCGCGUUCCCGGAGCCUCCAGCUUUACCGCCGCCUCCUCCGCGCCCCGGACGGGCUGCUGGGCCGGGCGCUGCGAGCCAGUGGGAGCCGCGUUCUGGCCCGGACCCGCUCGGUCUCCAGCGCAGAAGACGAUGACGAGGACUUCGAUGCCGUGCCGGACGCAGACCGCGUCUCCACCUCGGCGGGGCCCAGGGCUCCAUCCCUCCCGCCGACCCCCUCCGCUCUGGGCCCGCCGCGGGAGCGCCUGGAGGUCGAGAGCACCGUGACCCUGGGCCACCACGGCGGCGCCCUGCACUUGGCUACCGAGUACUGUCCGGCGUCCCGGCGGCUGCGCAUCCGCCUGCUCCGAGCCGAGGGUCUGUACAGCGGCACGGCCGAGCCGGGGGCCAUCGGCUGCAGAGUCAGCGUCACCUUGGUGCCUCCGGGGAAGACGCGCAAGCAGCGCAGCGCCGUGAUCCGACAGAGCCGCAACCCAGUGUUCAACGAGGACUUUUUCUUCGACGGACUGUCCGAGGAUGACCUACGCCGCACGGCGGUGAGGGUCAAGGCCGAGAACAAGGGCCGGGGCCUGGAGCGGGACCGUUUGCUAGGCCGGGGAGAGCUGGAGCUCAGCUCCAUACUUCUCUGACCGUGGCCCAGCUUCACCCCUCCCUUCCUGGUGCUUUCUGGGGAGGCCCGGACCCUGGCAGCUAUUUUGUAAAAAGAAAUAAAGUUUUAAUUUUCUUUAAAGUA